Zea mays is the source of this 765-nucleotide messenger RNA. RefSeq names its product mini zinc finger 3. Gene Ontology annotation, biological process: regulation of developmental process; regulation of DNA-templated transcription. The record is from RefSeq and is marked validated. Gene Ontology annotation, molecular function: transcription cis-regulatory region binding; DNA-binding transcription factor activity. The transcript has a single exon. NCBI's taxonomy places the organism in Eukaryota, Viridiplantae, Streptophyta, Magnoliopsida, Poales, Poaceae. Gene Ontology annotation, cellular component: nucleus. The coding region runs from base 207 to 566 and encodes 119 amino acids.
AGCUAGCAGCUAGGGCAGCUGCUCUCUCUCGUCGAACCACACAAGAUGCAGGGCUAGCCAUUACUCCCAUAUACUAUACUACACGAGCGAGGCCGAGACGUCGUCGUCGAGAAGGAGAGGCGCCCGAGAGGAGAAACCAGGAAACAGUUUGUGACUGUUCUAGUAGCAGCUGGCCUGCAAAAGAGGAUCGGGUCGGAUCGGAGCCGAUGAUGAAGAGGAUGGUGAUCCUGAGGCGGUGCCACCCGCCGCCGCCUCUGUCUGUGCUCUUCGGCCGGUGCCGCAGCGCCGGCGUGCGCUACGGGGAGUGCCGCCGGAACCACGCGGCGAGCAUGGGCGGCCACGCCGUGGACGGGUGCCGCGAGUUCCUGGCCGAGGGGGAGGAGGGCACCGCCGCCGCGCUGCGCUGCGCGGCGUGCGGGUGCCACCGCAGCUUCCACCGCCGCAUGGUGCAGCGCUGCUGCCCCUGCGACGGCGCUGAUGCCGCCGACGUCGCUUUAGCCGCCGCCGCCGCCCGGUGGGACGACUGCUCGCCGGAGUCCUCGGCGUCCAGCACCACGCCCAGCUAGAAGGAAAGAAAUAAUCAGAACGUACGUACGCAAUCCAGCUCUGCCGCCUCUCGCAGUCGAUCCUUCUCUCCUCUCACUAGCAUAGCUAGCUCCAGCCUAAAUUAUUAUUGCCUGCUAUAUUGUAACGUACAACCAAUUCAUCACACGCUCCCCGUGUAUGUAUGCCCCCUCUUCCUUUUGUGCAUGAGAUUUAAUUUCG